GCUCGCCCCUCUUCAUUCCAGCUCCAACAACCGCUUCAACUUACUCGGUCAUAUCACCAGCACCGCUGCCACCAGUAUUCAUUUCAAUCUUGUCUCCAACGCAGUCCCUACAUUAUCUUCACAACCGCAAGACCAGCACCCAACACCACAUUCAUCACCCCUCCUCCCAACCGCACCAUGUCUUCCGACAACGACUACAUGUCCUUCCUGAACAAGGCCAACGCCGACCUCAAUGCCAGCCAAUUUCAGCCCCAACGAGGCAACACUUCUUCCACCCCACGCACUCAAACCAUCCACACCAACGUCCGCGUCCCCGCGCCCCUCACCUCCGUCGACGCCUUCUACGUCUCCGAAACAGAUGAGCCAUUUGAACCAGUUGCUUUGAAAUGGCCUGAUGCAGAGCGUGGAAUUUGGCCUGAUGCUGCUGCUCUCUCCAACCUAGUUUCUCCAGAUGCGGACCUCUCCAACUCCAUCGAGACCUUGACAUUUUCGACGUUCGACCCGAGAAAUCAGUAUGCCGGGGUGGUGAGAGCCGUCAGGGCUGCCGUUGGGGAUGAGGAGGGCGCGGCUGUCAAGGUCUACCGGGUUGAGGUGGCGAGGUCGAGGGUGGAGUACUUUGUUUUGGCGCUGGAUGGGACAGAGGGCUUGGUUGUUGGAUUGAGGGCUAAGGCUAUUGAGACCUAGGUUGGUUGUUCAUGGGUGAUGUUGGAAGUAGGAUAAUGAGAAGAUGACUUAUGUGAGAGCGCUGUGAUAUCAGGCCAGUUUUAUGCUUAGAAAUAACGUUACUCAAGUUGAUAUAAGCAAUACUAAUAUGACUAUCUGGG
Molecule: messenger RNA, 824 nt
Organism: Aspergillus welwitschiae
Lineage: Eukaryota; Fungi; Ascomycota; Eurotiomycetes; Eurotiales; Aspergillaceae
Exons: 2
Coding region: 178-684 (168 amino acids)
Source: RefSeq, a predicted model, not a curated record